CUACAAGCUCUCACGUUUUGCACCAUAUUUACCUUCAUAGGAAACUCUUCUCAGUGGAUUGUCCACAAACAUUUCUAAGAUGCAUGCUUAGCUCAGUUCAUAAAUAGCCUUACCACUUCCUCAUAUGGCACAUUUAGCAAAAUGGAGCUUGUCGUACUUCUCUGUGCCGUUUCUCUGCUGCAUUCAUGUGAAGCACAAGAGCGCAGUGCUGUGACUCCUUUGUUUGUGAAGAAGGGAGAGGAUGUGCUUCUGAAUGUCACAAUAGCUGAUGAUACUACGAACGAUACUGUUACCUGGAAAUUCAAUAAAACAGAUAAUUUAGUACGAUUUAUACCUGGUAUAGGACCAAAAGUCUCUAAUGAUUACUCUGGAAGGAUUGAGGUGCUUGAGAACUACUCUGUGAAAUUGAAGAAUCUACAAGAGGCAGACAGUGGAGUUUAUACUGUAGUAGUGUCUGGGGAUAAAGAAAAACAAAUAACUGCAUGCAAGAUCACAGUCCAAGGUGAGUUUAUUAACAAUCAGACACUGAUGGAGAGUUUCUGCUGCCAUGUUUCUAAAACCUCUCCACCUGCCUCUCCCCCCUCAGAUCCAGUGUCUCCAGUUAAUCUGACAGUGGACUCUGUGUCUAACAGAUCAGACUGGUGUAACCUGACAGUGAGCUGCAGAGCACAGGACUCUCACAUUAACAGCACCUUUAGAUGUCUCAACCACACCUGCAGUCAGGAGGGAGGAGAGAGAUCACAGGUCACACCCUCUGCUGCUGAUCUCCAUGUCUACCUGUCCAAUCACUCCAUCAUCUGUAAACAUAGCAACCAGGUCAGCUGGUCCGAGGAUAUCAAAGUAAUUAAACAUUUCUGCCUGCGACUUGCUGAGUCUGAACCCACAACCAAUGUUACUGCCCUUAUGAUUGGUGUUAUCGGCAUAGUUUUAAUUUGCAUCUCAAUUAUUGCAGCAGUUCAAUAUUUUCGAAAGAGAGAAAAGAAUGAAACAGAAAGCAGGGAGAAUACAGUAUAUGAAGUUCCUCAGGUCAGACCUUUACCUCAGAGUGGGCGUGAAGUUAUAGGUCUUUCUCCAACCUCCACCUACUGCUUGGUAGGGCCUCACACUGGAUCUGUGGAUUCCAGUACAACAAGAGGCAUGACUCUGCCAGAGAGUCUGUAUGCUCAGGUGAAUAAACCUGCCGGGUCCUUAAACAAGUAAUCAGCAUGGUGUUCUACAUAUGCACUGGCAGCAAUUUACAGUUUUUAUUUAAGUGUUGCCCAUGCUUUCGAUGUUUAAGUUUAUGUGACCUGCUCUGGAACGGAAAAAUGCCUUUUGGAGUGUACCUUAACAAAAAAUUGUAGAUAGUUACUAAAGAAUGAAUGAGGAACUAAUGGUUAGUCAGUGAGUAGUUACUGUUAUGUUUGGUUAAUAUUAAUGUGUGUGUGUGUGUGUGUGUUUGUGUUUGUUAUUUGUGGUAUUAUCAAGCGUGCGUGCAUGCUUGCAUGUAUGUAUUGUUACGAACGCGCUAAAAUAACCGCAAUAAAAACUCAUCUAAGUGAAUGAAGCGAUUGUUAGAAAAUGUAGAUAUUCUUGUGUGUCUCAA
This is a messenger RNA of Perca flavescens (yellow perch), 1585 nucleotides long. RefSeq lists its product as uncharacterized. Lineage: Eukaryota; Metazoa; Chordata; Actinopteri; Perciformes; Percidae. The record is from RefSeq and is a predicted model, not a curated record. Gene Ontology annotation, cellular component: membrane. Bases 142 to 1200 code for a protein of 352 amino acids. The transcript is spliced from 5 exons.